GAAAUUUGGACUUUUUGGUAAUUGUCCAUGUGCAUUUCUGAAUCAGCUAAAAUUUAGGGGUGCUUUUUGGAUUUCUUUUUAGGGUUUCAUAUUUUCUCCUCACACCGAAAAUUCCCUCCCAUCCACCCGCCUCACAAGUUCUCUCUCUCUCUCUCUCUCUCUCCUCUUUUGGGUUUAGGGUUUUGCAUUUCUGAAUCAGCAGCCAUGGCGAGCACCAAAGUCCAGAGGAUUAUGACCCAACCCAUUAACUUGAUUUUCAGAUUCCUUCAGAGUAAAGCACGCAUUCAAAUUUGGCUUUUCGAGCAGAAGGAUAUGAGGAUUGAGGGCCGAAUUAUUGGCUUUGACGAAUACAUGAAUUUGGUUCUGGAUGAUGCUGAAGAAGUUAACAUCAAGAAAAAGAGCAGAAAAUCACUGGGGAGGAUUCUUCUUAAAGGAGACAACAUAACUUUGAUGAUGAAUUCGGGCAAGUGAUGAUCAAUUUCUGGCAAUUGGACUAGCGGGUCGCAUUGUUCCAGUCACAUGUAUGUUGGGCUUUUAGAAUUGCUGUGCGCUGCUUAGUUUAAGUACAUUUUGGAUGGCAUGUAGGAUAACUCAAUUUCCUCCAAGUAGAUAAUCUGCUGUCACUUUUUCUUGAUCCAGUUUAUAUGUUAUGCUUUCUGUCGCAUUGUAGUCGAGCAAUUGAACCUUAGACACAUGUCAUGAGUAAAUUUGUUGCACUAUUAACCAUGUCAAACUAUGUCCCGCUCCCUGUUUCAAAUAUAUGUGUCUGGGAAAGGUUAUAGAAAUGUCCUAGUUGUGUUUUUGUGCAGAACAUUGUAAAACAUCAUAUUUCUUCAAUUUUGCUGUCUCAAA
Morus notabilis is the source of this 852-nucleotide messenger RNA. Its product is annotated as small nuclear ribonucleoprotein E. NCBI's taxonomy places the organism in Eukaryota, Viridiplantae, Streptophyta, Magnoliopsida, Rosales, Moraceae. The transcript has 6 exons. Bases 205 to 471 code for a protein of 88 amino acids. Gene Ontology annotation, biological process: spliceosomal snRNP assembly; mRNA splicing, via spliceosome. Gene Ontology annotation, cellular component: U4 snRNP; U5 snRNP; U1 snRNP. Gene Ontology annotation, molecular function: RNA binding. The record is from RefSeq and is a predicted model, not a curated record.